Messenger RNA from Ceraceosorus guamensis, 1468 nucleotides. RefSeq lists its product as hypothetical. The record is from RefSeq and is a predicted model, not a curated record. Bases 220 to 1347 code for a protein of 375 amino acids. The transcript is spliced from 2 exons. NCBI's taxonomy places the organism in Eukaryota, Fungi, Basidiomycota, Exobasidiomycetes, Ceraceosorales, Ceraceosoraceae.
UUCGGUACCGACUCAACAGCGCUGCAUUUCCAUACGAUACCUGCAUCUAGGUUGCUGUCAGCCUUUGUAGCCAUUCUAAAAAGGCAUAAAUACAGGCUGAUUCUCUGAAGUUCCCUGUCCCUUCAUCUCACCUCACUUUCCAGCGCUCUCUGUCAAGCAACUGCUACCAUUGAUUGCUGAGCACCUUCCAACCACAUAAAUCACGCUUCUCAAACUUCAAUGUUCAUCCCCUCUUCUCCAACCGCACAUCAGCUCGGAACCAGCUUGUCGGACAGCGCCCUUCAAGGCAUCAUGGCGAACCCGGCUCCUAUCGUCAGCUCUUUGAGCACAGAUUCUCUCGAGCAGCUUGGUGAGGUGGUCGCGUUGAAAGCGACACCCGAAAUGCCGUAUUGGUUCCCAGUCGGGCUUUUCACCUUGCUGGUGACCCUCUACGUCAUCGGCCAGCUCCUCCAAAACCGCAUCUUGGCUUGGCUCAUCGGCGCGCAGAAGUGGCGUGCGAUGAAGGCUGAGCACAGAAGAACGAUGGUGAUCUAUGUCCUGCAAACCCUCAUCACCACGAUCGUCCUCAUCAUGCAAUGCUUCUGCUUGCCCCUUCUCGGACUGGCAUUCACUGAACGACGCACAGAGCUCAUGCGCGCUUCCGCGACGCUCAUUGGUGGGCUGUACGUGUUCGAGCUCAUCUGGAGAUCCACCAUGCGUCCUACCAUGAUCGCCCACCACAUCAUUACCCUCUUCGUCAUGAGUCUCGCCAUCGUCCUACUUUCAAAGCUGAGCGACCCAUCCUUCGUCCUCACUGGUCUACUGUGGCUUUUCCAGGCCACGACCGAGCAAACCACGUUCGUCGCCCUCUUCAUGUACCGUCUGCAAAUCUCCCCCCGGAUUCUGCGCCCAAUGUUCCGCAUUGCUUCGGUGCAAUCCCUCGUUUUCAAGAUGGCCUCCAUCGCUGGAACCAUCUUCGUGUGGGUCAAGUGGCAGCUGCACGGCGAAGGUGACCUCUACACUGCCUACUCCGUCAUCUUCUGGAUCGCCACCAUUGGUCUCGCCGUCACCCAGAUCUGGGGCUCUUGGGUCGUUUGGAUCAUGGGCGACACGCUGGAGAAGCGUUACAUCAAGAAUUCACACAAGAGCGCGAGGAGCACUCUCACCUCGGCCAACGCCUCUCAGCUCGACCUCGAGGCGCAGCUCUCGCAAACUGGUAGGAGUACUCCCACCAAUGCAGCGACCGAGGAUGGCAAGUAUACACCGGUGUAUGAGAAGAGAGUGAGCAGCCUUGGCAGACUUCCCAACUUGGACCUGCAGCUAUCUGAGUGCCUCGACACCCAAGCUCGACCAAGCAAAUCUGCGUAGUUCUGCGAGCAAAAGCAUGCCGCCCCUGUCACGUCCUCGCCCAUCCUUGAUCACCCACCAUACCGUCCUGUCACGAAACGCUGCAUAUAUAGAGAUCAUGUCACCUUCACUUUGUCACGCA